Chaetomium fimeti is the source of this 1853-nucleotide messenger RNA. Its product is annotated as NAD-dependent glycerol-3-phosphate dehydrogenase N-terminus-domain-containing protein. The transcript has a single exon. Gene Ontology annotation, molecular function: NAD binding; glycerol-3-phosphate dehydrogenase [NAD(P)+] activity. Gene Ontology annotation, cellular component: nucleus; cytosol; glycerol-3-phosphate dehydrogenase (FAD) complex. The record is from RefSeq and is a predicted model, not a curated record. NCBI's taxonomy places the organism in Eukaryota, Fungi, Ascomycota, Sordariomycetes, Sordariales, Chaetomiaceae. Bases 75 to 1700 code for a protein of 541 amino acids. Gene Ontology annotation, biological process: glycerol-3-phosphate catabolic process; carbohydrate metabolic process.
AGACUGCACGGACAGAGGACCUUUUUGGCUGCCCAGUGUGCCAUGUGCCAGUGAGGCUUUUCAAGGUCUUAAAAAUGCGAGGGAUCGUGCCGUCGCCCUUGCCGGCCGCAUACAAAAGGAAUGGUAAAACCACCCCUGGUUUGCUGGCGAAUCCCUUCAUAAGCCACUUCAUCAGCCCAUCCCUUCCUAACAUCCACCACCGGUCACCGCCUGCCAUUUCCUCGCCCAACGUGACCAAUUUCCACACCCAUAUCCACUCAGGAAGCUGCACGUUCCGACUGCCCAGGCAUAAACCUUGUCAGCCAAUUCGAUCACUUUCAUCCCAACCUUCUCACCGUCCAGAUUUCUCUCCACCAGGUCGUCCGAAGCCUACUAAAUCAGCAACUCAAACCCGGCGUCUGAAGUCAACAAACAGCUUGACCUCUUCACUCUCUCAAAAACACAUCCUCAACACUCACUACCUUUCCCGAUCCACAAAAAUGGCAGGGCCUUCGGACGCUAUUCGGCGCAAGCACAAGGUGACGGUUGUCGGGUCGGGCAACUGGGGCACGACGGUGGCGAAGCUCGUCGCUGAGAACACCAAGGAGCACUCGGAUAUCUUUGAGGAAGAUGUGCAGAUGUGGGUGUACGAGGAGAACGUGACAAUCCCUUCCGAUUCACCCCACCACGCCGCCGUUGGGGACAAGCCCCAGAAACUCACGGAGGUGAUCAACACAUACCACGAGAACGUCAAAUACCUUCCUAAGAUUCCGCUCCCGAGCAACGUCGUCGCGAACCCCUCGCUAGUCGACGCCGUCAAAGACUCGUCCAUCCUUAUCUUCAACCUCCCCCACGAGUUUAUCGGCAACGUCUGCAAGCAGAUCAAGGGUCACAUUCUCCCGUACGCCCGGGGCGUGAGCUGCAUCAAGGGUGUUACGGUAACGGAGGACAAAGUCGAGCUUAUCUGCGAGUACAUCAGCGAGUCGCUAGGGAUCUACUGCGGUGCUCUGAGCGGCGCCAACAUCGCGAACGAGAUUGCGAACGAGCUGUGGUGCGAGACAACAAUUGCGUACAACACACCGCUGUGCGACCGGCGGGGGGAGAACGGGUCGAAUGGGGCAAACGGAGAGCACCACCGGGACGCCCGCGGCCAGAUCAGCAAAACGGAGCUCACCCCCGUGCCGCAAGACUACCCCCCCGCCGACCACAACGAACUCCGGAAGCUCUUCGACCGACCCUACUUUACCGUCUCGAUGGUGUCGGACGUGGUUGGCGUGUCGCUCGCCGGCGCACUCAAGAACAUUGUUGCCCUCGCAUGCGGUUUCAUCGAGGGCCACGGCUGGAACAUGACGGCUAAGACGGCCGUGAUGCGCCGGGGCAUGCUCGAGACGAUCCAGUUCUGCCAAGAGUUCUUCCCUGAGACGAUCCAGGAGAUGACGUUCUGGGAGAGCGCCGGCUGGAGCGACAUGAUUGUGAGCUGCACAUCGGCGCGGAACUGGCGCUACUCCAAGAUGGCGGUCGAGCGCGGCGUGUCUCUAUACGAGGUUGAGCGGACCGAGUUGAAUGGCCAGAAGCUGCAGGGCAUCUCCACAACGAAGGAGGUCAUGAGUUUCCUGAAGGCGCGCGGUGUACAGGACAAGUACCCGCUCUUCAAGGCGGUCGAAGGGAUUGUGGAUGGGACAUUUGAAGUGAAGGAUAUCCCGGUGCUGUUUAGACAGUAAAUGCGGCAUUACGAGCGGAGUAUGUAGACGGGUUUCGCUUUGAUGGGGUCGCAUCGUCCCACACGGGAUGAGGGACCACCCAGCGAUUAUGUCUUUAAUCAACUUUGAACAAGCGUCCUGCAUUUCAUGGAUGAUAUUGAACUCCUCUAAAAU